Molecule: messenger RNA, 765 nt
Organism: Hemibagrus wyckioides
Lineage: Eukaryota; Metazoa; Chordata; Actinopteri; Siluriformes; Bagridae
Gene: ncbp2as2
Product: NCBP2 antisense 2 (head to head)
Exons: 2
Coding region: 141-401 (86 amino acids)
Source: RefSeq, a predicted model, not a curated record
AUAUCUACCUAUAUGAGGUCCUUUUCUCUGGAAACCAAAGGAUACAGUAAGUGCUGAGAAAGACCCGAUAUGAUGUAACACCCAGUGCUAAUCGAGCACCGAAUAGUCGAUCGGGACCUUGACCGCUUCUUCGCGCCAUCAUGGUGUUACGGAGGCUCGUGCACGCGUUAAUCAACAACGCUCAGCUAGUGGAGAGGCUAGCCGAGUCGCGGCCCAUCCGGCGUGCGGCGCAACUCACCGCCUUCGCCAUCACGCGCGCGCAGAUCGCCGGCAAGGACGCCGCGCGCCAGAUCCGUGCCGGAGAGCUGGGUCAGAAAGGCGCGAGACUCCGGGACACUUUCCUCAGAGAGGUGAAGGAGGGGAUGAGAGACGCGUCCAGACAAAUCAAAGACAAGAAGUGACCGCUGUGGGGGAUCUCAAAACUCAGGACUGUCCGUGAGAAGUGAUUGAACACGGUGUCGGGGUUCCUAAAUUCAAUGUCCCUGUGUUGUAAAUAAUGACCAAUCUGUUCAUGUGUGUCUGAUUAGCAAUAAUUACAUAUUUAUAUCUCAACACAUCUGUCUCCUGUGGCUUGAAAUCUUCAUAAAACAUAAAAAAGAAAGAAACCAGCCCAGGAAGUUCUGUCAUGUUUCUUCUUUUCCCCUCUCAGACACACACACACACACACACUCUUGUGAUACAACAAACACUCUAUGGACAAAAGUGACCUUCACAUCUAGAUGUAGUCUCUCUUUACCUUGAUAAUAAACUCCAUUUUCCUGUUAA